Staurois parvus is the source of this 307-nucleotide messenger RNA. The record is from the annotation of a GenBank genome assembly. Lineage: Eukaryota; Metazoa; Chordata; Amphibia; Anura; Ranidae.
UGCCCCAUCAUUGGUGUCAGUGGGAGGAAUAGUGCCCCAUCAUUGGUGUCAGUGGGAGGAAUAGUGCCCCAUCAUUGGUGUCAGUGGAGGAAUAGUGCUCCAUCAUUGGUGUCAGUGGGAGGAAUAGUGCCCCAUCAUUGGUGUCAGUGGGAGGAAUAGUGCCCCAUCAUUGGUGUCAGUGGGAGGAAUAGUGCCCCAUCAUUGGUGUCAGUGGGAGGAAUAGUGCCCCAUCAUUGGUGUCAGUGGGAGGAAUAGUGCCCCAUCAUUGGUGUCAGGGGGAGGAAUAGUGCCCCAUCAUUGGUAUCAG